AUGUCUUCUGUAGCCCCCAAAAACAACAAUGCGAGCGACCAACAGACAAAAACCGGGCCCCCUAGCAGCGAUGGGACAUCCUAUCCCGAGCAGCGUCAUGCUGGUCAAGUCGGGUAUGGGCCUAACUACCACACUGGUCCUACAUUAGAGGAGAAAGUCGCGGGUCUGAAAGAAGAGCUUAUGGGAAAGGUCACUCGCAGUCCUGCUCGCGUCCAGCACGGCCGUGAACUUCUCAGCGGAGAGGAAAGGCGCAAGAAGCUUAGUGACGAGCCAAACCCCUUCACCGCCGCCAACAAAGACGACCAUGAGACCAAGUCUCCGGCGCGCUUACCUGGACCGUCCGUUGGCGUCUCGAGCUCUACUGUUCCCUCCAAUUCCACUGUUUCCGCCAUCAACUUGGACAGACCUUCUUCUGGACCUGACCAAAACCCACAGUUCCACUCAGGCUACCCACCGAGGCCCAACCCGUCUGGAAUGGGAACGCACGAUGCGCAUGUCCAGAGCCAAGGAGAGGCAGUGGACCGCGUCAAGUAUAUCUGA
This is a messenger RNA of Cyclocybe aegerita, 540 nucleotides long. NCBI's taxonomy places the organism in Eukaryota, Fungi, Basidiomycota, Agaricomycetes, Agaricales, Hemipholiotaceae. The record is from the annotation of a GenBank genome assembly.